This is a messenger RNA of Lacerta agilis (Sand lizard), 2466 nucleotides long. RefSeq lists its product as uncharacterized. The transcript has 16 exons. Gene Ontology annotation, cellular component: cell surface. Bases 1 to 2466 code for a protein of 821 amino acids. Gene Ontology annotation, molecular function: heparin binding. The record is from RefSeq and is a predicted model, not a curated record. NCBI's taxonomy places the organism in Eukaryota, Metazoa, Chordata, Lepidosauria, Squamata, Lacertidae.
AUGGAGUGUUCUCCAUCUUGCAGCUUCCCUUUCAUUUUUGAUGGUAGAUCCUACUCAUCAUGCACGAAGGAUGGGGCUAUUGAUGAACAGUUGUGGUGCAGCACAACCCCUAACUAUGAUAAGGAUGGCCAAUGGAAGCGCUGUUCUCUCCAAGAGUACGGUGGCAACUCUGGAGGCAAGCCCUGCAUUUUCCCCUUCAUCUACAAGAAUCAGACAUUCUACACCUGCACUGAUGAGGAGAAAGGUGUAUUCUGGUGUGCCACCACGAGAAACUAUGACAAGGACCUUGAAUGGAGCUGCUGUGCUGACAUCAGACUAGAUGCCAAUCCCAAGGGGCCAUGUGUCUUUCCUUUCACCUACAACCAUACAUCCUACUCAGCAUGCACAACAGAUGGGAUUUCUAACAAAAAGCCCUGGUGCUCCCUUACCAACAACUAUGACACUGACUUGAAGUGGACUUACUGUGAGCCCUCAGGGCCAGCUCCUGCUUCAGAAAACCCAUUAUGUGUCUUCCCCUUCAUCUACAAGGGCAAGUCCUACAGCACAUGCACUAGUGAAGGCAUGAGCGAUGGGAAACUGUGGUGUGCGAACACCAGUAAUUACGACGUUGAUAAGAAAUGGGUGUACUGUACUGUCACAGAAGCAGCUGCUGAGCCCAAGGACCUUUGUGCCUUUCCUUUCCUGUACAACGGCAAGCUCUAUGACUCCUGCACAACACAUGGAAUGUCCCAGAAGAAGCCCUGGUGCUCUCUCACGGCGGACUAUAAUGCGGACCUGCAAUGGACAUACUGUGAGCCUUCAGGCCCUGACGAGGUUGCAGAAAGUCCACCUUGCAUCUUCCCAUUCAUCUUUAAGAGACAGUUUUACCACAGCUGCACCACAGAUGGGCGGAGAGAUAAGAAGCUAUGGUGUGCCACCACAGGCGACUAUGAUACAGACAAGAAGCUGAAGUUAUGUCCGGAAGAGCCAGGUCCAGAUCUGAAGAUAGAGAGUCCAUCUUGCACCUUCCCUUUCAUCUACAAGGGCAACUCCUACAGCACAUGUACCACAGAGGGCAUGAGUGAUGGGAAACACUGGUGCGCCACCACCAGCAACUAUGACAUGGAUGAGAAAUGGAUGUACUGCAAUGUCACAGGGCCUGAUGAGAGUGUGGAAAGCCCACCUUGUGUCUUCCCAUUCAUCUACAAGGACAAGUUUUACCUCAGCUGCACUGCAGAUGGGCGGAGUGAUGGGAGGCUCUGGUGUGCCACCACAAGCAGCUAUGAAGCGGAUAAGAAAUGGAAGUUCUGCCAGGACUCAGGGCCAGACUCAAAUGGAGAGGGUCCUUCCUGUGUAUUUCCAUUCAUUUACAAUGGCAAGUCCUACAGUGCAUGUACCACAGAUGGCCUGAGUGAUGGGAAAUGCUGGUGUGCUACCACCAGCAACUAUGAUUUAGAUAAGAAGUGGAUGUACUGUAAUGACACAGGGCCAAAUCCAGAGGUAGAGAGUCCAACAUGUGUCUUCCCUUUCAUCUACAAGGGCCAAUCAUACAGCACAUGCACUUCAGAAGGCAUGAGUGAUGGGAAACUGUGGUGUGCCACCACGAGCAACUAUGAUGUGGAUAAGAAAUGGGUGUACUGCAAUGUCACAGGACCAGAUAUAAGCAAGGAAACUCCCAAAUGUGCCUUUCCAUUCAUCUUUGAGGGCAAGUUGUAUAUGGAUUGCACUGCAAGUGGGCGGAGUGAUGGGAGGUUGUGGUGUUCCACCACCACCAACUAUGAUGUCGACAAGAAAUGGAAGUUCUGUGAGGAGGACUCAGGUCCAGAUCUGAAGAUAGAGAGUCCAUCUUGCACCUUCCCUUUCAUCUACAAGGGCAACUCCUACAGCACAUGUACCACAGAGGGCAUGAGUGAUGGGAAACACUGGUGCGCCACCACCAGCAACUAUGACACGGAUGAGAAAUGGAUGUACUGCAAUGUCACAGGACCAGAUAUAAGCAAGGAACCUCCCAAAUGCAUCUUUCCAUUCAUAUUUGAUGGCAAGAAUUACAGCAGCUGCACAGAAGAUGGACGGACUGAUGGGAAGCUGUGGUGUGCCACCACUGCCAACUAUGAUGUAGAUAAGAAAUCAAUGUUUUGCACCAUCACAGAAACAGGAUGUGUCUUCCCUUUUAUCUAUAAGGGGAAACCUUAUGAAAGCUGCACCACCCUGGAUAAACAUGAAGGAAAAGCUUGGUGUGCCACUACUCCAGACUACCAAACAGGCUUGAAGUGGAGAUUCUGCACCCGUGAGCAGAUUGGGAGGAAUUGGACUGCGUCUUCCCCUUCAUCUUUCGUGGCAAGUCAUACGACAGCUGCACCAAAGCAGGACGCUCGGAUAAAAGGAGCUGGUGUUCCCUCACUAGUAAUGCUGACACUGACAACAGAUGGAUUCUGUGCUGAUUCAAGCAGAGGAAUUUCAGGUGGGGAUGGAUCACAGUGGAACUGA